Athene cunicularia (burrowing owl) is the source of this 1704-nucleotide messenger RNA. RefSeq names its product transmembrane protein 209-like. Gene Ontology annotation, cellular component: membrane. NCBI's taxonomy places the organism in Eukaryota, Metazoa, Chordata, Aves, Strigiformes, Strigidae. The record is from RefSeq and is a predicted model, not a curated record. The transcript has 14 exons.
AUGGCGUCAGAACAGAGCCCAGCAACUUCCGUCAUCAACAGGGCUGUCAAGAUGAGGAAGGAGGUUGAAGCCCAGAAAGGGGUCUUAGCCUGGGCACUCUUUAGUGUGUCUCUCGCAGGCAUGAUAUAUACUGAAAUGACUGGAAAACUCAUAAGCUCAUAUUACAACGUGACAUGCUGGUCACUCUGGUAUAUUGAACUCGCACUUGCAUCUCUGUUCAGCCUGAACGCCGCCUUUGAUUUCUGGGUGUGCUUCAAAUACACAGUGGCACUGGUCGUGAGUCCUCCUCGCCAGCAGAGCCUGCUGGGGUUGCAGAAUGCAGUGUUACAAACAACUCCACCACGUGAGCUGGCGGCACCUUCUCCUCUGCUCUGGGGCCGGAGUGUGCUGAGUUACAGCCCGUCCCGCCGCCCUUGCGCCUGCCCACAGUUUGGUACUGGUUGUGUCCCGGGGUACAGCCCCCAAGGACGGGCUCUGUCAGGCGGCAGCGCCUCUUACGGCCCUGCUGAAACCUAUUCCCUGAGCAGCAGCUCCAGUCAGGUUUCCAGCUCCUCUCCCAGCGGGUCACCAUGCCCCACUAGCGCUGGGCCAGUGGAAAGCGGCGGGGUAAGGUCUCAUUGCGGCUCUUCCGCCACUCUGUGUAAUUCUACGGGCGCAGAGGAGUAUUUGACAGACCUCAGGGCACUGCAUGCCUUCCUUUGGAGAGAGGAACAAAAGCGGCAGAGAAGUCAACUCGGAGAAGGGGGUGGGUUUGUUGGAGAUUGGCUUUUACGGAUGAGAAAAGUCGCAAAGGAUUCCAGUGUAGCCAUACUAGUUAGUGUCAGAAAUUGUCACAGCCCCCAAAAGCUCCUGGUAUUCUCUGAAGUUCUUACACAUACUUAAUGGCCCUUUCCAUAGGUUUGGGCACAGGUGACGAUGCAGCGCCACCUCCUUGGUCACCUGGAUUCCUGGACCAUGAAGUUCAGAAAUUGGAUUAAUGAGACUAUUCUAGUGCCACUUGUCCAACAAAUCAAGUCUGUAAGCACUCAGCUCCCAAGAAUGGGGUGUCCAGAAGUUGCAGACUGCAGGCCACAAGCCACCAUCAGCAGUCUGAAGCAGGCAGCGCUCCUGAGAGCUCCGCUCAUUCCAGCCCUCAGCUCUCUGGUGCCCUAUCUGGAUCUGACCCCAAACCAGCAGUAUUUGGUCAAGAGGAUCAAAGAGCUUUCUCGGGGAGGAUGCCUGAGUUCCUUCCGAUGGAACGGAGGAGGGGAAUUCAACAGCUGCCAGUGGAACACCCUCUUGCCUACCAACUCCUCUAUCAUCAUGCACCUCUUCUGCACUUACCUGGACUCCAGGCUGCUGCCUCACCCUGAAUGUCCUGAGGGCAAAACAUUCAGUUCCCAACACUUUGUUCAGACACCGGAUAAACCAGACACUUCGGAUGAAAACACAUUUUGCAUCUACCAGAGCAGUAUCAACCCACCGCACCACGAGCUGAUCUACCGGUGUCACGUCUACAGCCUGCCCCAGGGCAGGAACCUGUUCCAGACCUUGGUCAUGUUCCUGUACGUCUUUGAGACCAAAGAAUGCGGGAUGCUGGCGUGUGUCUAUCUGGGCUUGUCAGGAGUCGACACGCUGUGGAUCUUUGGGGAGGAACAUCCCCCACAGGACGCAGCUGUGAGGAGCGACGCCGAAAGGAGCCGAGCAGCGUCGUUGUGUCGCUGA